Poecilia reticulata (guppy) is the source of this 2145-nucleotide messenger RNA. NCBI's taxonomy places the organism in Eukaryota, Metazoa, Chordata, Actinopteri, Cyprinodontiformes, Poeciliidae. The record is from RefSeq and is a predicted model, not a curated record.
GCUCCGCUCCCAUCACUUCCUGCUCCGCUCCCAUCACUUCCUGCUCGCCACUGUCAUCACUUCCUGCUCCGCUGUCAUCACUUCCUGCUCGCCGCGCUGCUGGAUGUUUUUCCCGCUCAUGGAUCUCGACUCUCUGAACCUCGUCAGGAUUUACGGCUCUGGAAAGAAACGCAGAGCUGAGACGGGUUCUGACCAGCAGAACGGUACCGAGGACGGACCGCAGAACCAUGCAGAUUAAUGACUCUGGUUUGGUUCUGGAGCUGCUGGUUCCGUCGGACCUGGACGAAUCGACGGAGCAUCCGCUGCUACUGCUGCUAGACAGCGCCCCUGGUGGCCGGGUGGUGAGCGAGCGUUUUUCUCUGGGCUGGGAGUCGGUUCUGGUCAGCUCUGAUCGGGUCGUGGUGGCCCGUGUGGACGGGCGGGGCAGCGCCGGCCGGGGUCAGGACGUCCUGCAGGCCGUCUACCAGAACCUGGGGGUGGUGGACGUUCAGGACCAGAUCGCGGCGCUGCAGCGUCUGACGCAGCUUCCCUUCGUCGACCGCAGCCGAGUGGGAGUUUAUGGGAAGGCCUACGGGGGAUUCCUGKCGUCCGUCCUUCUCCUGACCUUCAGCUCGGUGUUUAAAUGCGGCGUCGCUGUGGCUCCAGUUACCAACUGGAAACUCUGUGGAUCUGCCGGUUCUGAGCGCUUCUUUGGUUUUCCUGUGAAGGCGGAUCUGAGCUACCAGCUGUCCGGUCUGGUCAGGGACUCCUCAGGGCCCGGUCCCCGGGACUUCCUGAUUGUCCACGGCACGGCCGACGCCUCUGUCCACUUCCAGCACUCAGCAGAGCUGGUCCAGCUGCUCUCAGCCCGAAACUUUAACUAUACCAUGCAGAUCUUCCCGGAUGAAGGCCACCGUCUCGUCGCAGUCCAGAGUCGCCGCUACUUUCUYGCGUCGCUGCUCAGCUUCUUCAGACGCUGUUUUGAGGAGGAGGCGGCCGUUGCCAUGGAGACGUCUAAAGAGGACGACUGACGCCUCGGAGGAUCACGACAUUUUCACGUCACUUCAGUCUAUAUGUCACAUUUAAACACAUGAAGAAGAAAAGUAACGUUGGAUCAUUAAUAACAUCGUUACUAUUUAUUAUUAUCGUUAUUUAUUAUUGCGGGAUCAUCAUGUGGCCUCCAGAGGGCGCUGCUGCACUCUGAUGAUGUCAUCAAACUGCGACGCUGCUUCCUGCUGCAGAAACUCUUUUUUUUUUUAAAGAAAAUGUAUUUAUUAGUAUAAAAAACAUGUUAUUGGUAUAAAAUGUGAAGAAGCAGAACCAGGCUGUCUCCAUAGAAACGGAAGCACCAACAGAACCAUCGGGUUUUCCGAACCGUUAGCAAACGAACCUCCACUUCAAAACUUCAAACAUGAAAACAUGUUUAGAACAUUAAAAUCAUAACAUUCACCUGGUUCUGGACUGAAAUGACCAAUUAAAGCUUUGAUACGACGGAACAUGAAUUUAUGCUGAAGGUUCGGAUUCWUCUGGGUUCGGAAAUAAAUGUUCUCCAAGUUUAUUUGAUAGGGACAGACACACAUUUACAGCUACAUCAUCCCGUGUUAGCAUCACGGUGCAAUAGCAACAGCUAAUUCGCAGCACUUGUCCCUAGAUGGGCUUUUUCUAAAAAUAAUAACUCUAAAAAUUGAAGCGAAAUCAUUUGAAACAACAUAAUAUAUUCAGAAAAGUGUAAAAAAAAAUAAAAAGUGUAAAAAUGAGUACAGGUCUGUUUUGUUUGAUUUGUGAAAAAUGUGUUGAUGUCAUUAAAGCAUUUUAACCGUCCAGGUUGUUUAAGCUGCAGACAUAAUGUCCAUAUCGGAUAAAAACAGAACCAUCUUCCUGRACGACCYGCUGCUGGUUCCGAACCACCGGAACCGGAACCCGGCGCCGCGGCGGCCGGUGAUGCGUUUAAGGACCCAGAGUGGUGGGACUUUCCUGUUCUCUAUCUGUUUUAUGGUCAGAUUAAAAUCCGGUCAUGUGAAAAAUGUUUGCAAUAAAAGACAUGAAACAAACGGCUGGUCAUGACGCCAUCAGGCUCCAGAACACAGGAAGUGCUUGUCUGACCUUUGACCCUGGGCUCUUGUUGGGUUGCAACCAUGAAAAUCUGAAAUAAACUGGAAAAUCUUU